Cladophialophora psammophila CBS 110553 is the source of this 792-nucleotide messenger RNA. RefSeq lists its product as uncharacterized. The transcript has a single exon. NCBI's taxonomy places the organism in Eukaryota, Fungi, Ascomycota, Eurotiomycetes, Chaetothyriales, Herpotrichiellaceae. Gene Ontology annotation, molecular function: oxidoreductase activity. The record is from RefSeq and is a predicted model, not a curated record. The coding region runs from base 1 to 792 and encodes 263 amino acids.
AUGAGCACCUCAAAAUACGCCAACAAACUCGCCAACACGGCCGUCCUGAUCAUAGGUGGCACAUCCGGGCUCGGAUUCGGCCUGGCAGAAGCCCUCCUGGAACACAACGUCGCGCACCUGUACAUCGCGUCCUCGCGACAGCAGAGAGUCGACUCGGCCAUCUCGCGCCUCCGGUCCGCGUACCCGGACUCCAAAACCGCCAUCACGGGGCUGGCGUGCAACUUGGGCGACGAAGCCAGCCUCGAAGCCAACAUCAAGAGCCUGUUCUCGCAGAUCGGCCGCACACUUGACCACGUGGUCUUCACCGCCGGCGAUCCGCUGGCGGCGAAACCCCUCGCGGAGAUCGACUACGUGUUCAUGAAACAGGCGGGCAUGGUGCGGUUCUUUGCGCCCUUCUUCGUGGCAAAGGAGGCUGUCCCUUACCUGGCCCCCGGGCCCGCGAGCUCCAUCACCCUGACCACGGGCUCGGUCUCGGAGAAGCCGCUGCCCAACUGGGCCGUCGUGGCGUCGUACGCGAGCGGGCUGUACGGAAUGACGCGCUCGCUCGCCCUGGAGCUCAAGCCCGUGCGCGUCAACUUGAUCUCUCCUGGCGGCGUCGACACGGAGCUCUGGGAAGCCAGCUUGGGCGACAAGGGCAAGGUGAAGGCCGCGCUUGACGGCAUGCGCGCACACGUCGCUACCGGCGAGGUUGGCCGCGUCGAGGACGUCGUCGAGGCCUUCCUGUAUGUGCUGAAGGACAGGAACGUCACCGGCACGUGCAUCAGGAGCGACGGCGGCGUGUUUCUGAUGUGA